This is a messenger RNA of Dipodomys spectabilis (banner-tailed kangaroo rat), 3060 nucleotides long. RefSeq names its product basic proline-rich protein-like. The record is from RefSeq and is a predicted model, not a curated record. NCBI's taxonomy places the organism in Eukaryota, Metazoa, Chordata, Mammalia, Rodentia, Heteromyidae.
AUGGUCCCAUGCUCCCCCAUGCUCCCAUGCUCCCCGUACUCCCCCGUGCUCCUCCAUGCUCCCAUGCUCCCGUGCUCCCCCGUGCUCCCCCAGCCCGGAGCCCCACGCUUGCCUCAGCUGGCAGAGUCCUCACUCCGUUGGCGCAGGCUGGGGCACAGGUGUUUGUAUUUGGGGGAGCUCCAGGCAGUUCUCAGGGGUUCCUGGCGACCUGGAACUCCUCGGAGGCUGGUGUCAGAUGUGGUGGGUGUCGUGGCAGACAUCAGGCUUCUGAGAACUCCCGGGGUCACUCCAGGGCUGCUUGCGUCUCCACCCUUCUGUGGGGCGCGGGGGCUGAGGAAGGAGGGCUCCGCGCUGUCCCUCACCCAAGCGGAAGGGUCUGAGCUGGGACUCCAGGGCUGUGGCCAGGCCCAGAGCAGGGGAGACGGUCCUUCACCCCCACGCGAAGGAGGCCACGGGCACCAGGCCCAACAGGCCACUGAGCCCAAGGAGUGCGGCCAACGGUAUCUGAGGUGCUUGGCUCUCUGGUCCCGUGGUGUCGUUGGAGGAGGCUGGGACGCAGAGCUGCCAUUGUGGGACUCCGGUGUGGCGUGUCACAUCGCCGUGGACACUCCACGUGAACUGACUGUGCCCGAGAUUGGCCUGAGCGAGGCCGCGGGCCCCGCGGGGCAGGGGGUGACCUCCCAGAAGACAAGACUGUGUGACUCGGGCCGGCAGCUUCAGAAGCACAGCUGCAGACGGCCACCCGCCCCUCACCCUGCACCCGCCCCUCACCCUGCACCCGCCCCUCACCCCGCCCCUCACCCUGCACCCGCCCCUGACCCCGCCCCUCACCCUGCACCCGCCCCUCACCCUGCACCCGCCCCUCACCCCGCCCCUCACCCCGCCCCUCACCCCGCCCCUCACCCUGCACCCGCCCCUCACCCCGCCCCUCACCCCGCCCCUCACCCCGCACCCGCCCCUCACCCUGCACCCGCCCCUGACCCCGCCCCUCACCCUGCACCCGCCCCUCACCCUGCACCCGCCCCUCACCCCGCCCCUCACCCCGCCCCUCACCCCGCCCCUCACCCUGCACCCGCCCCUCACCCCGCCCCUCACCCUGCCCCUCACCCCGCACCCGCCCCUCACCCUGCCCCUCACCCCGCCCCUCACCCUGAACCCGCCCCUCACCCCGCCCCUCACCCCGCCCCUCACCCUGCCCCUCACCCCGCCCCUCACCCUGCACCCGCCCCUCACCCUGCACCCGCCCCUCACCCCGCCCCUCACCCUGCACCCGCCCCUCACCCUGCACCCGCCCCUCACCCCGCCCCUCACCCUGCACCCGCCCCUCACCCUGCACCCGCCCCUCACCCCGCCCCUCACCCUGCACCCGCCCCUCACCCUGCACCCGCCCCUCACCCCGCCCCUCACCCUGCACCCGCCCCUCACCCUGCACCCGCCCCUCACCCCGCCCCUCACCCUGCACCCGCCCCUCACCCUGCACCCGCCCCUCACCCCGCCCCUCACCCUGCACCCGCCCCUCACCCUGCACCCGCCCCUCACCCCGCCCCUCACCCUGCACCCACCCCUCACACCGCCCCUCACCCCGCACCCGCCCCUCACCCCGCCCCUCACCCCGCCCCUCAUCCUGCACCCGCCCCUCACCCUGCACCCGCCCCUCACCCCGCCCCUCACCCUGCACCCGCCCCUCACCCCGCCCCUCACCCUGCACCCGCCCCUCACCCUGCACCCGCCCCUCACCCUGCACCCGCCCCUCACCCUGCACCCGCCACUCACCCUGCACCCGCCCCUCACCCUGCACCCGCCCCUCACCCUGCACCCGGCCCUCACCCUGCACCCGCCCCUCACCCCGCCCCUCACCCUGCACCCGCCCCUCACCCCGCCCCUCACCCUGCCCCUCACCCCGCCCCUCACCCCGCCCCUCACCCUGCACCCGCCCCUCACCCUGCACCCGCCCCUCACCCUGCACCCGACACUCACCCUGCACCCGCCCCUCACCCUGCACCCGCCCCUCACCCUGCACCCGGCCCUCACCCUGCACCCGCCCCUCACCCCCCUCACCCUGCACCCGCCCCUCACCCCGCCCCUCACCCCGCCCCUCACCCUGCACCCGCCACUCACCCUGCACCCGCCCCUCACCCUGCAACCGCCACUCACCCUGCACCCGCCCCUCACCCUGCACCCGGCCCUCACCCUGCACCCGCCCCUCACCCUGCACCCGCCCCUCACCCCGCCCCUCACCCUGCACCCGCCCCUCACCCCGCCCCUCACCCUGCCCCUCACCCUGCACCCGCCCCUCACCCUGCACCCGUCCCUCACCCCGCCCCUCACCCUGCCCCUCACCCUGCACCCGCCCCUCACCCUGCACCCGUCCCUCACCCCGCCCCUCACCCUGCCCCUCACCCUGCACCCGCCCCUCACCCUGCACCCGCCCCUCACCCCGCCCCUCACCCUGCCCCUCACCCUGCACCCGCCCCUCACCCUGCCCCUCACCCUGCACCCGCCCCUCACCCCGCCCCUCACCCCGCCCCUCACCCUGCACCCGCCCCUCACCCUGCACCCGCCCCUCACCCCGCCCCUCACCCUGCACCCGCCCCUCACCCCGCCCCUCACCCCGCCCCUCACCCUGCACCCACCCCCCCGCACCCCGCCCCUCACCCCGCCCCUCACCCCGCCCCUCACCCUGCACCCGCCCCUCACCCUGCACCCGCCCCUCACCCCGCCCCUCACCGUGCACCCGCCCCUCACCCCGCCCCUCACCCUGCACCCGCCCCUCACCCUGCACCCGCCCCUCACCCCGCCCCUCACCCUGCACCCGCCCCUCACCCUGCACCCGAGCACCUGGCGCAGGUCAGACAGAACGUGGAUGAUGGGGGUGCUGGGCGCCGUGGCUGCUCCUCUUCCAGUUCCCAAAUGCUGCACAGGACAACCAUGUUCUCAGCUGAGCAUCACAGCCCAGCGCCCAGCGCCGCCGCCGGUGGCUCCGUGCUGUUGGCCCUGCCCUGGCUACGCCUGCGGCUGUGUGGACUCCCUCCCCAAGCUGAGCUGCCCGGAGAGGCCUAG